CAACCUUGUGCCGCCGCGCCGGCGGCCGUCAUGUGCAAGGCGAGCGGCCUCGCGUCGGGCGCAAAGCCCGCCGCCGCCAGCACCAUCGACCAGAGUGCGGGCCUUGGCAGGGUAGCCGUCAUCGUGGGUUCCUUCACGGCCGCAAUGUGCUACGCCCUGCAGCCUCUGGACUCGCCGGGCACGAUCUACCACGACUCGGCGGUGAUGGGUGCCCUGCUCUCCUGGCCGAUGGUGUACAUCGCGCCGCUGGCUUACGUGUGCGCGGUCAUGGCGGGGUGCCGCCUCAUGUCGCAGCGCGCAUCCAUCAAGCCGUUCCUAAAGCAGUAUGUCCAGCCUGUCUACAACGUCUUUCAAAUUGUCAUGUGCUCCUACAUGGUGUGGGGGCUCGCGCCCAAGGUG
Molecule: messenger RNA, 399 nt
Organism: Emiliania huxleyi CCMP1516
Lineage: Eukaryota; Haptophyta; Isochrysidales; Noelaerhabdaceae
Exons: 1
Source: RefSeq, a predicted model, not a curated record